Molecule: messenger RNA, 1677 nt
Organism: Ochotona princeps (American pika)
Lineage: Eukaryota; Metazoa; Chordata; Mammalia; Lagomorpha; Ochotonidae
Gene: RNF41
Product: ring finger protein 41
Exons: 7
Coding region: 396-1349 (317 amino acids)
Biological process (GO): tumor necrosis factor-mediated signaling pathway; positive regulation of JNK cascade; regulation of canonical NF-kappaB signal transduction
Cellular component (GO): plasma membrane signaling receptor complex
Molecular function (GO): ubiquitin protein ligase activity; zinc ion binding
Source: RefSeq, a predicted model, not a curated record
AGCGGUGGGCCGGGCAAAGGCUCAGUCUGAGACAUCGACGAGUGGUCGGAUCCUUCUUCCCACCUCCUUCCCCUUUCCCUCUGGGGAAAGGCUGGGGCCAGGCACCCGGGGCUGCGCCGUGGCCCGCUGCGGCCUCAGUUCCAGUCAGGCCGGGCCUGCGGAGAGUCCAGACUCCGCUUCCAGGGCGGGUGCUCCCGUGUGUGGCAUCACGUCCAUCCCUCUGGCCAUGGGGCUUGUCACCAGGAAGGAGGACAAAGUCGGACAGUAGCCAACAAGAUGGGUUACUUGGCACACCUCCCCAGUAUCACGGAGUGGUGGCAGCAGGGGGUCGGAGCCCGGUGAGCAGGGCAUCUGCCCCCGGACACGUGGAAGGACCUGGGUUUCAGUGAUGAGACAUGGGGUAUGAUGUAACUCGCUUCCAGGGGGAUGUUGACGAAGACCUUAUCUGCCCUAUUUGCAGUGGAGUCUUGGAGGAGCCAGUACAGGCACCUCAUUGCGAGCAUGCUUUCUGCAACGCCUGCAUCACCCAGUGGUUCUCUCAGCAGCAGACGUGUCCGGUGGACCGUAGUGUCGUGACGGUAGCCCACCUGCGCCCAGUGCCUCGGAUCAUGCGGAACAUGUUGUCAAAGCUGCAGAUUGCCUGUGACAACGCUGUGUUUGGCUGUAGUGCUGUUGUCCGGCUUGACAACCUCAUGUCUCACCUCAGCGACUGUGAGCACAACCCGAAGCGGCCCGUGACCUGUGAACAGGGCUGCGGCUUGGAGAUGCCCAAAGAUGAGUUGCCAAACCACAACUGCAUCAAGCACCUGCGCACCGUGGUCCAGCAGCAGCAGACGCGCAUUGCUGAACUGGAGAAGACAUCCGCUGAACACAAGCACCAGCUGGCGGAGCAGAAGCGAGACAUCCAGCUGCUGAAGGCAUACAUGCGUGCAAUCCGCAGUGUCAACCCCAACCUUCAGAACCUGGAGGAGACAAUUGAAUACAACGAGAUCCUAGAGUGGGUAAACUCCCUGCAGCCAGCCAGAGUGACCCGCUGGGGGGGAAUGAUCUCCACCCCUGACGCCGUGCUGCAGGCCGUCAUCAAGCGCUCCCUGGUGGAAAGUGGUUGCCCAGCCUCCAUCGUCAACGAGCUGAUUGAAAAUGCCCAUGAGCGGAGCUGGCCCCAGGGUCUGGCCACCCUAGAGACGAGACAGAUGAACCGGCGGUACUACGAGAACUACGUGGCCAAGCGCAUCCCGGGCAAACAGGCUGUGGUGGUGAUGGCCUGUGAGAACCAGCACAUGGGAGAUGACAUGGUGCAGGAGCCAGGGCUUGUCAUGAUAUUUGCACACGGUGUGGAAGAGAUCUAGAAGAACUGGCCAGGCUGUCAGGAAGAGGUGGUGAUCAACAGAUCCCAUCACUCCAGCAACUGGGCCCUGAGUCCUCCACACUGUCCUUAAUGUGCGGCUUGCCUUGGGGCCACACCUCUCCCUGCGCACCAAAGGGUGCGGAGGCACUGGGCUCCGCCCUUCAGGUGGGAGAUCCAGAUGCCCUCCUCUGCCAUAUUUCUCCUCUUCGAGGUCGAGGUCCUCAGUCUGGGUGGGGGCUUGCCUGCCUCCAUUUUUCUGCCCAAGGCUCCUGGUUCCAGAUCUUUCCUGAAAGCACAAAGAUUUGUCUUACCUUAGAGGAACAGGUGGA